Spinacia oleracea (spinach) is the source of this 1329-nucleotide messenger RNA. RefSeq names its product nudix hydrolase 2. Gene Ontology annotation, molecular function: NADH pyrophosphatase activity; NAD binding; ADP-ribose diphosphatase activity. The record is from RefSeq and is a predicted model, not a curated record. NCBI's taxonomy places the organism in Eukaryota, Viridiplantae, Streptophyta, Magnoliopsida, Caryophyllales, Amaranthaceae. Bases 209 to 1069 code for a protein of 286 amino acids. The transcript has 9 exons.
UACCAACACCCCCAUAAUAAAUUCCACUCUCCCCACCAACACAGCAAAUUCAAACUUUGUGCUCGCACGACUCAAUCCCCCUCAGGCCUCAGUGCCUCACCCUUUUUCUCUCUCUAUUUUACCAUUUUUCAUUCAUCGUUUAACUUAAUUACAACAGCAACUUGGAAUUCUUCGUCAUUCAGGGUGUACUAGUAUAGAGAUUGGAUCCAUGUCGGAUUCUUUGUCAUUCACAGGUGCAGAAGAUAGUAUCCGGCUGCUUCCUGCAGUUAAUGAUGACCAUGGAGGUGUCAUUGUGGAUUUGGAGGAGCCUAUGGAUUCCAAGGUCUUCAUUGGUGCCCUUAGAGCCUCAAUGUCCCAUUGGAAGCACGCGGGAAAAAAGGGUGUGUGGAUAAAACUUCCCAUUGAACUUGCAAACCUUGUUGAAACUGUGGUCAAGGAGGGCUUUUGGUAUCAUCAUGCAGAGCCAAAUUAUCUAAUGCUGGUUUACUGGAUUCCUGAAACUAUUAAUACACUCCCUGCAAAUGCUACACAUCGUGUUGGAGUUGGUGCUAUUGUCUUAACAGAGAAAAGAGAGAUGCUUGUAGUACAGGAAAAGAGUGGCAGACUUCGAGGAACAGGUGUCUGGAAGAUCCCUACUGGAAUCGUGGAUGAGAGAGAGGAUAUAUGUGCAGCAGCCAUCAGAGAAGUUAAGGAAGAGACAGGAGUUGAUGCAGAAUUUGUCGAGGUAGUAGCUUUCAGGCAAACUCACAAAGCAUUCUUUGAUAAGUCAGAUUUAUUCUUUUUGUGCUUCUUGCGCCCUUUAUCUUUCAAAAUUCAGAAGCAAGAAUUGGAGAUAGAGGCAGCUCAGUGGAUGUCUAUACCAGAAUUCACUGCUCAACCUUUCGCCCAGAAAUCUAGUCUUUUCAAGCACAUAGCUGAUCUCUGUUUAGUGAAGCUGGACAAGAAUUAUGCUGGAUUUUGCUCAGUGUCAUCCUCAUCCUCAUCCUCAUCCGAAGAUAAACCACCUUAUAUAUACAUGAAUACCAGAGAUUUGCAUCGCUCAGGCCACACAACCACAAAUCGACUAUGAAGCAUUGUAGUCGGAUCGUGUUGUAACUUCUUAAUUUAGCUUCCUAUUUAUUCAAGUUCUUUAUCCCCUCACUGAACACCAUUCUAUUAUCUUCACAAGCUUAGAGUUUUGAGGCUUGUAUUAGUGACAACGCUUUGUGUGAAAUUCUUGGCCUAAGCAUGGAAUUAAAACUCGGCCGUUCCGUUACGUAACGGCCGUUCUGUAACCUAUUUUGGAUUUGCCGUUACGCGAAAACCCGUUACGUUACGGUUUGACAAAAA